AUGCGUUUUCCCUCGUCUACUGCUACUCUGGUCGCUGUCUUAGCAGUGCCCGCGUCGGUGACCUGGGCAUGUACGACAGUAGUUAUCUCUAAAGAGGCAUCAAGUACGGGUGUGGCCAUGCUAGCCCAUUCGGCCGAUUGCUUUAUCUGUGAUUCUAGAGUUGCUCUGGUGCCUGGUCGUGAUCACCAGGAAGGCGAACAGCAUGAUAUUUUCGGCAUUAAUCAGCCCUAUCCUCGAGCCUACAACGAUCGUGCUGCUAUUUACUUACCCCCGAACGGGAAGAACUUCACCGAGCCUAGUGCUAGGAUCCCUGAGGUACCGCGAACGUACGGUAUGUGGGAGUCCAACUAUCCCCUAAUGAACGAGGAAGGUCUCACGAUAGGAGAGUCUAGUACAACUUCCAAGGUCCCUGGUGGCUUCGGGGUUGAUCUUGCUGAUCCUAAGACUGGUGAAUACGGUGAGGCUAAGUUCAGUAUCAAGGAGCUCAUCCGUAUUGGGAUGGAGAGAUGCUCAACUGCUGAGUGUGCCAUCAAGGAGAUGGGCACUACUGCUGUGAAGUAUGGUUUCUACCCUGAGUCUGUUGGAGCUGGUGAGUCACUCACCAUAGCAGACACCAACGGCUCCGCUUGGGUAUUUGAUAUUAGUCAUGACUCCACUGGUAAAUCUGCUAUUUGGGCUGCACAAAGGGUCCCUGCUGGUCACGUGGCAGCUGUUGCCAAUCAGUACACUAUCAAGGAGAUCGAUGAGAACGAUCCGGAUAACUUUAUGUUCUCGCCUAAUGUGAAGUCGGAGGCCCUCAAGCUCGGCCUUUGGGAUGGUGAAAGUCCGUUUAGUUUCAUCGAAGCGUAUGGUGUGAACAACGAGAAGCCUAGUUAUACUAGCAUUAGGUUGUGGUUCAUUUUCAAUCGAGUGGCACCUAAUUCUGGUCUGGAAUUCAACAUCGAUCCUUUCAAGCUGCCCUUCUCGGUGCCUGCUGAGAAGUCCCUCACUCGGGAGGACUUGAUGGACAUCUUCAGAACGAACUAUGAGGACACUCCGUUCGACAUGACCAAAGGUAUCCUCGCUGGUAUAUAUCAUAACCCUUACAGGAUUGAGGGUGGUGAUGGUCUUAAUGAAGUGCCUGGUCAGUUUACUAGAGGUAUCUCUAUACCUCGCACAACGUACACUAUGCUUGGCUACCCAGAUCCGGCUAGUCCAGUGGUUUUCUAUGGCACAGAUCAGCCUAGUUCGAGUGUGUUCGUGCCUUUCCUGGCCAAGACCCUGAAGGAGGCUUCGUCCAAUGAUCUUGAGGGCAGUAAGAAGUUAUACUCUUCCUAUUAUCAGCUGGGUAAUAGAGCUGACUUCACCACCGCAAGAGACAGUGCUUGGUGGGCCUUUGACUUCGUAUCUAAUUGGAUGAACAUCAACUAUCAGAACAUGUCGCAGGAGUACGUCAAGCCGGCGAUCGCUGAGUGGCAGCCUAAAAUGAUCGCUGCUGCUGAUGCGGCCACAACAGCGGGGGCGAUGGAAGCUCAGAGCUCUGUGGUGGAGGCCUGGUGGGACCUUUCUGACAAGCUUGUUGUUCGCUACAAUGAUGGCUACUAUAAUUUCCCCGAGUCACAUCCAGAGAAAGUCUUCUAUACGGGGUACCCUGCAGACUACUUGUCCCAGAUCGGUUUCAAUAAGGAUUAUAUUUACCCUAAGUACGUUCAAGCUGCCGAGACACCAUUGCACGCUGAUAUCAAGGUUGAGAAAGUGGGCAUGCCCUACUGGUCGGUUGCUGUUGCUGUAAUCGUCGCGCUGUUGGUGGGUGUAUUUGCUGGGCAUGUGUCUAGUAGGAAGCAGCGUGCUGGGUCGGCCGAUACCCAAAAGGGACUAUUGGCAUCAGAACAUUAA
This is a messenger RNA of Perkinsus marinus ATCC 50983, 1875 nucleotides long. RefSeq lists its product as hypothetical. Gene Ontology annotation, molecular function: dipeptidase activity; cysteine-type exopeptidase activity. Gene Ontology annotation, biological process: proteolysis. Bases 1 to 1875 code for a protein of 624 amino acids. The transcript has a single exon. Lineage: Eukaryota; Perkinsozoa; Perkinsida; Perkinsidae. The record is from RefSeq and is a predicted model, not a curated record.